Messenger RNA from Anisakis simplex (herring worm), 369 nucleotides. Lineage: Eukaryota; Metazoa; Nematoda; Chromadorea; Rhabditida; Anisakidae. The record is from the annotation of a GenBank genome assembly.
GUUGUCGCCACGAAUGAUCCCAAUUACCAGACAUUAGCUGGCCUAGAUCAAAACCAGGUGUUCGGAGCAGACAAAAAGAAAUCAUGGCAUCCACCAAUCCGUGCAGGUGAAAAGAAAGUCGUCGCCACAAAUGAUCCCAAUUACCAGACUCUUUGUGGUUUGGAUCAAGAGGCGGCGUUCGGUCCGGAUAAGAAGAGAACAUGGAAACCGCCGAUUAUCGCUGGUGAAAACAAAAUUGUGCCUACGAAUGAUCCCAAUUAUCAGGUUGAUGGCUAUUUCAAUGCACCUCCUUCUAAGGACAACCACCAAAAAAUGAAAUUCUUCCUUUUUCAAGAUGAAAUGAGAAUAUAUCGCUUCACUAAUUCAUAA